This is a messenger RNA of Myotis lucifugus (little brown bat), 2563 nucleotides long. RefSeq names its product ubiquitin conjugating enzyme E2 I (gene UBE2I). Lineage: Eukaryota; Metazoa; Chordata; Mammalia; Chiroptera; Vespertilionidae. The record is from RefSeq and is a predicted model, not a curated record. Gene Ontology annotation, cellular component: nucleus. Gene Ontology annotation, biological process: protein sumoylation. Gene Ontology annotation, molecular function: SUMO conjugating enzyme activity. The transcript has 7 exons. Bases 145 to 621 code for a protein of 158 amino acids.
CGCCGGGGUCCUCGGAGCGCUCGGGCUGCGCGCGGAGCGGGCUCGGGAGGGAAGUCCCGAGACAAAGGAAGUGCCGAGCCGCCUCUGUCGCCGACGCUUCGUCCGCCUCGCUCGCCGGGCCGCGGCCGCCCUAGGACUUUGAAUAUGUCGGGGAUCGCCCUCAGCAGACUCGCCCAGGAGAGGAAAGCUUGGAGAAAAGACCACCCAUUUGGUUUUGUAGCUGUCCCCACAAAAAACCCCGACGGCACGAUGAACCUCAUGAACUGGGAGUGUGCCAUUCCAGGGAAAAAAGGGACCCCUUGGGAAGGAGGCUUGUUUAAGCUACGCAUGCUCUUCAAAGAUGACUAUCCAUCCUCACCUCCGAAAUGCAAAUUCGAACCACCAUUAUUUCACCCGAACGUGUACCCUUCGGGCACUGUGUGCUUGUCCAUCCUCGAGGAAGACAAGGACUGGAGGCCAGCCAUCACAAUUAAGCAGAUCUUAUUAGGAAUACAGGAACUUCUAAAUGAACCAAAUAUUCAAGAUCCAGCUCAAGCAGAGGCCUACACAAUUUACUGCCAAAACAGAGUGGAAUAUGAGAAAAGGGUUCGAGCACAAGCCAAGAAGUUUGCACCCUCAUAAGCAGCGACCUGCGGCAACAUCAAAAGGAAGGGAUUGGUUUGGCAAGAACUUGUUUACAACACUUGCAGAUCUAGCAUUGCUCUAUACAAUAACUAGUCACCUAGGGGAGGUGGGCGGGCGCCAUUUUCCAUUUCCGCCACUGGUACACAGUUCUCCACUUGCUGAAUUGCCCAGUUUUUCAUACAGGGUCUCUUCCUUCAGUCUUUUGUAUUUUGAUUGUUAUGUAAAACUUGCUUUUAUUUUAAUAUUGAUGUCAGUAUUUCAACUGCUGUAAAAUGAUAAACUUUUAUACUUCUAUGAGUCCCUGAGGAGCUAGUUCCCUUUGCUCGCGGGUGCAGGCAUGCUUCCCCUGUCAGAGCUACACUACCCUCCAGCUGGCUGUAUGGAAAGGAAAUCGGCCUGUCCCCUUCCCUCGCGCCUCUGUCCUUCUCUCCGCAGAACCCGGGUUGUGUUGCUAUGAGCCUCAGAUCCAAAGUCAGCCAGCCUCUUGUUUUCGCAUCACUUCCUUUGUGUUUAUAUGGCGUUUUGUCUGUGUUGCUGUUUAGAGUAAAUAAACUGUUUAUAUAAAGGUUUUUGUUGCAUUAUUGUCAUUAAAAGUAUGAGGAGGCAGCCUCAGGGGGUGUCUCCCCACCCCCUUUCCACAGCUGCAGGCCCCACAGAGCACCGCCUUCGGCCCCAGCAGGUCUCGCUGCCUGUUCCUGGGUCCUGCGUGGCACCUGUCCUGGUCCUUUGUAAAUAGUGCUGUGUACAGAGAUGCUGUGUGUCCGGGGUUUCUGUCCACCCCACCUGGGUCUUUGGGCUGUUGAGCACUGGAGUUCAGAUCUGGUCAAGUUGGAAUUUGUGUCGGGACUCCUAAAGCGCGCUCUGCCUGAGCCAUCAGGAGGAGAUGCCUAAACCCAGGCCAGGGUGGCCGAGCCGGGGCAUGUAGCCUCCUCACACCCGGCACUGCCCUUGGGCCUCUGCAUGUAGCAUCCUGGCCCUCCACGCUCACCGAUAAGUCCCCACCCCUGGGUGCAGGUGGUCUCGGGCACCGGGACACCCCUAGCGAGCAGCUCCGAGGGCCACUGUCACAGGUUCUUUCUGUGUCCUGAAACGCUCUGAACCUGGGAGCCCAGGGAGGCUGCUCUCAGAAAGAACCCUGGAACAUGAGCCCACAACGGAUCUUCCAGGAAUCCUGAGUCCUGGCUCUGGGGAAGUGCGGACAUGGAGACAGGAAGUGACAGAGGGGACCUGGCCUCUGGGUCCCAGUGAGCACAGCUGACGAGUACAGAGGUCCAGACGUGGCCCUGUACCAACCAGCCUCGCCCUCCCGCCCGAGGACCCUUUCAGAACCAGGCUGCCUGUGGCUCUGGCAUGCAGACUGAGGUGGGGGUGGUCCCCCAAGGGGUGAGGUCAGCCAGGAAGGGGUGCCUCUGUUCACCCUAAGAAAUGUGGCCCCUCAGCCAACAGCAUGGCCCAAGGGCCCAGUGCCUUGUUCACUUGCUUAGCUGGACGUCUGUUGGGUUUCUGAGCUCUCGGUUUGAUGUUCAUGAUUAUUUCUGAUGCAGAGGGUCUCAUGCGUGGGGUUCAGUGGGUCAAAUGUGUAUAGCCCCUCCCAAAUGUCUUAUUUUGUAAUGACUGAAUUACACUUAGUAAUAGUUACACAUGUAUAUGGUUAAUAUAUAUGGAAAUGCAAUAUAUUUUCUAGUUAAAGCAUUCUAAAGUAAUCGAUGUUUCUAGCACAUUGUCGUGACUUUGGCUAAUGAAAUGUCCUUUUGUGCCACAGUUCUUGGCUUAACAAAGAUGUGAAUCUUGUAACAGGAGAACUAUGAAAUGUGAUCAUUCUGUUUCUACUGUAAGGGAAGAGAGUGUGUUCCCAGCAUGAGGCGCCUAAUUAGUGAGGAAUUGUGGGCAAUAGAUUAACCACUGUAUCUAAGAAUCCUCUAAUUAAAACAUUUCCACA